CAAAGGCGGUAAUGAUAGGACAUUUUGAAUUCAGGGGACUGUGGCUAGCUGCUAGCAGCACAGGACACGGGUUUGUUGUGGUAUGAGCUGCUAACUUCUCAAAGCUAACGCGAUGGCUUCGUAUAAUCAUUUAUUAAAACACAAUAAGCCUCGGCUUGAAUCUCCAGCCAAGGUGUUCGCGAAGCUGAAAUCCAGACUGCACAGCGAGGCGGCGUCCGCGAAGGAUCCGCAGUUCGCGGGCGACAAACAUGGAGCAGAAUUUCACUUGCCGAGGACGAGACAGAAGAGCUGCCGUGGAAUGAACGACGAGGAAAGCCACAGGCGUGGGACUUGUGCCAGAGAAAUACAGACACUGACGCUCUCACCCAUAUCGACUCCUGAGAAAAAAACAUGCUACCCUUUUUCAAACACCCACCCAGAAACCCACCCAGUAACUGGAUCUGAACACGCUUUUAUCUCGAGCACCGAACGCACGCCAAGAAAGAGAGCUUUCCUGGAGUCCACAGCCGUGUCUCAACCCCACAGAGAGCUGACCCACGUAGGGCCACGGCACAAUUCAGACCUGGAUGGAUUGAAAGUGUUCGGCAGAACUCCACGGAAGCUGCUGCGCGUGGGAAGUGACAGUGAGAGGGGUGUGUUUGAGGAGGAUCAUCAUGGUUCCCCGGACAAACUUCUGUCCCCAUCUACAAUCCUGUCCCCAUCUACAAUCCUGUCCCCAUCCACAAUCCUGUCCCCAUCCAAACUCCUGUCCCCAGUGAACCUGAGGUUUAGGAGGCGAACUAAGGAGCAGCAUGACCUGAACGAAGUCAGCAACAGCAGCCGUGUAAAAGAGGUCCACAGUGAAGUCACGAGUCAGCAACAAGACGUGAUGACAGCCACUGCAUGCCACGACAUCCACACCAUGGCUGACCGGUCAGUGGUGAAGCAGGAGACCCAUGAACCCAUGUUCCCACCACCAAAAAGCACUGCAGAAAAACGUUGCUUUGUUAUGAUGGACAAUAUCGCUGCAAUGUCUCCAGCCAAGAUGUUUGCCUUCAUGAAGGAGCGGGAAAGUCAAAUUAAAAGACAGCAGCAUCCGGAUGUUUGCGUCGUCAGGAGUGGCACAAGGGAGCUAUUCAAAGAUGAUAAUGAUCUACGUGAGGCCAGAGAGUUUCCUCUCCCCACACACUACGCUGUGGUUGAAAUGGAGGAGACUGCCUCUACAAGUGCCCCAGAAAGUGUGGCUGCUGUCAGCUGCUCCAGAGAAGAGUCAGCGGACGGCCCGUCAGAUUGUUCUGAGGACGUCCAAACCUACACUGCCCCGCCACGGGCGGUGUUGCUCGAAGACUCGCUCAUGCUCAAAUCACCACAGAUCUCCGUCCCCAAGAAACAGCCGGCUGUUUUCAAGCGCAACAAAUGGUCCCAGCAAACCAACUUCCCAAAUGACAGUGUCAUUUAUCUUAAAAACUGGUUCUUGAGGAAACAUCAUAAGGGCCUGUUUGUCGAUGGAACCCACAGGGAGGACAACAUACCAUGGAACAGCAACAUCAUCGUCGACAGGGUUUCUAACUCUGUGCUGAAGACCGUCUCCGGCACGAUUUAUAUUCUGGUCGGCAAGAUGACUUUGAGUGUUGACCCGGUGUUUCCCAAUUGGUUUUUGAAGAGGUUUGUCAGGGGUUUCCCUGCAAACUGGAGAGAGCUUUACGACAAGUUACUGUCAGAGUCAAGAGAUGACGCCAGCAGAGCAACAAAGAGGACCAGUGACAGAAAAGCCACCAAAGCCAAAACACAACCCGAGGCUUCCUCCAGUGUCCCUGAGAAGCAUCACAGACAAAUGCUUUUUAAGACGCCUAAUUCCUUUCCGUCUGUCGUCUCCACUUCUGCGAGAGUGUCUCGGAGUGGUCGGGUAAUAAAACCACCUCUGGAAUAUUGGAGAGGAGGGAGAGUCAUGCUGGACGCACACAUGAACGUUACUAUCCAUGAAUGUUAUGACACUUCAAUCUGCCUCCCUGAUGUCACGGAAAGAGUGUCUGCGAGCAAGUCACAGAAACCCGCCGGUGUGUUCGCGCCCCGCAGUGAAGGCCAAAGGCAAAGUGACUCGGCCUGCAACGACGCGCCAGUGCCACAGAGGAAGGUCAAGGCUCCACUUUGCAGGCCCAAGCGAGCCAGAGUUAUCCCUGAAGAGAAACCCUCGUCCGCUGUGGCGACAGAUAGCAGCCCUGAAGAGUUCUCUGGCAGAACAACAAGGUCCAGUAAGAGGUCUCCCGUUUUGGAAAGAACACUGUAUGUAGACACCGUCCCUCAAAAGCAAAGAGAACCUGAAAAGGCUAAAAGACGGACAUUGAAAAAACAGAUUAAUGACACAAAUGACCUUCCGGAGAGGAAGUCCAAACGGACUGUUCGAGCAUCGGCAGAAUCUCCCACUGUUACUGAUACAACUCUACAGCCAUGGACGUCAGAUGAUGAGUUUUCCGAGGAGAGGCAGAAGCAGGGGAGGAGAUACAACAGGAAGUCACAGCCCACGUCCCUGGGAAAGGCCAAGAAACCCAGAAAGGAAAAGGUUGAAGCGCCGCAAGAUCCAGUUACAGGGAGGAGAGGCAACAGAAAGUCACAGCCGAACCGAACGUCUCCAUCAAGUCAGACAUCGGAGUCUUCCGAGGAGAGCGAGAAGAGGGGAACCAGAAAACAAAAAGGCAAACGGGUGCAAACGCGCGCACAACAUAAACCGAGCAAAUGCUCUGAAAUGUCGCCGCCGCCGGUGCCUUUGCCCAAGUCGACAGCUCGCAGCAAAACGCACCAGGCGAGUAAACACAGCACGUUUGUCCUGCCAGAGCGAGAUGAAGACGAGUGGACCGAGGCUGAGCUCAUGAAGCUACAAGAAGCUGUGUCCUACUACCCGAAGCACGUGUCGGGUUAUUGGGCCAAGGUGGCGCAGAUGGUCGGAACGCGUUCAGCGGAGGAGUGCCACGGUCAGCACACGUCCCUGGGGAAAUCACAGACUCCUGUGAAGAAGGUCAGGAAACCCAGGAAGGAAAAGGUGGAAGCACCGAAAGAUCCAGUUACAGAUCAUCCUGUAAUAUCUGCCAAAGUGGGAACCUUGAAGAGGAAGCAGCAGGUGCGUCAGUUCCUGGAGGCCAUGCCCAGAGACGACGUAGACGAUGUUUUCAGCUCUGCGUACAUGCAGCAUAAACGCUUUGAGAUCCCCUCCAUGUGUCCAAGUGAAGACAAUUUCAGCGUGUCGGACAUGGAGCCCCUGACCCCCAUGAACAAGGUUUAUCCCGAGGUGAAGACGCCGCGGUGUUUGCACAUCACGCCUGGCAUGAUGUGCUCAAAAGACCGGGACAACGACGACAAGUACGCCUUUCAGCUCCAGAAAAGGACCAAAAAAAACCAGUUCAAGGUCUGCAAACCGACGCGUUCUUCAAAGAGAUUUACACCCAUGCCAUCAGUGAAACGAGCAAUGAAGAGAUGUGGUAACACAGAAAACGACACAUUUGCCGUUUGGGAGAUGUUCCCGGGAAAUGACUUGGCCAUGUCUGACAGCGAAGAUGAAGAGGAUUUUUACUUUGACACCGUGAACUGAUCAGUCUGAACUGACUUAUCAUAUCUUACAAAAAAAAAGAGAGAAACAUUCUGAAAUCAAUUAUGCUUUGUUUUAUUUGUCCAGUGUGAAUAAGAAAACAGUCCGGCUCUCCUGUCCCUGGGGAUUUACUGUAUUUUAAAAAUGAAAACUCUGGAUGUGAUCACUGUGUUGAUAUGUUGUUUAACAUUGUAGCACAGUCAGUUGUAACUAUUCCUUUAUUAAACGUUCUUUAAAUUUGUUUUUAUAGGGUUUAUUUGUAUUUCUUUAUUUAGGUAGGGCAACAAUUGUCCCGGUAAGUGGUAAAUUACAACCCUUUUAAGACUGUUUUUUUUCAGACUCGAGAACUUUCUUGUUUGUGUCAGGAAGAAAAAACUAAAUAUGAUCAAAUAAACCAUUUUAUGUAA
This is a messenger RNA of Solea solea (common sole), 3966 nucleotides long. It is a transcript of the gene mis18bp1, whose product is annotated as MIS18 binding protein 1. Bases 113 to 3562 code for a protein of 1149 amino acids. The record is from RefSeq and is a predicted model, not a curated record. The transcript is spliced from 17 exons. Lineage: Eukaryota; Metazoa; Chordata; Actinopteri; Pleuronectiformes; Soleidae.